Molecule: messenger RNA, 2193 nt
Organism: Petromyzon marinus (sea lamprey)
Lineage: Eukaryota; Metazoa; Chordata; Hyperoartia; Petromyzontiformes; Petromyzontidae
Source: RefSeq, a predicted model, not a curated record
GUAUGGAUUCCUGCAGUGACAAAAGCUUCAAAUCAAGAUUUAGCAAUGUUGUUAAACUGACUAAGAGUAAUGUUUUGAACACGGAAUGAUGGUGUGAUUUGUGACGUGUAAUUUUCAAUAUUUCACGGGAAUUUUUUUGCAUUGGUAAAACAGCCGUGUAGAAAUAACUAAAAUUAUUCAGCCAAUAUUGCAAAUAUAGAUAACACAGCUCAGCUGAAUCGCAUUGUGGUCAAUGCAACCUCGUGUGGUGGUUUGCACUGAUAGGUAGUGGGUGUUGUGAACCAUAUAUUUUGCCCAUGUGGGUGACGUUCAAUCAAUAUUUGUUUCCUCCCAUAAUCUAUUGACUUCUGACGUUGCCUUGAAGGUGGAAAAUGUUCUUGUAGGUCCUCACCUAUCUUCACGAACCCGCACCGUCGUGGCAAAAGUAUGAUUGUUUAACCCGUCCUGCAUGGGGAUGAUCUCAUACCCGCAGUGCGAUGCUACAGAGCUGCACAUGGACGAGUUUAACACGCCACACACGGCAAUUCGCGUAAUAUUCGGUUGGCAUUGUGGACAAAUGGACCCGUUCCUGGGAUAUUAAAGGUGGAAUUUUUAAAAAAUUCAGAGUCUAUGUGCAUUUAAAUCUGUCAGUAGUGGAGAGUGUAAUGUUAAGUGUGUUGUUAUUUUGAUGAACAGCAUAAUGUCUGUUAAGUUGGGGGUGUUUUUUCUCUCAUAAAUUACAGAUUUGAGAAAUAAUUGAAUUUAACAAAAAUCGUGAAUAUCGCACAUGCAAUUUGAUGGAGGCAAUGGAAAAUAGCAACAAGACUUUUAUUUUACUCGGAACAUUCGAAACCUCCUACGGCGUACGGGCGCUCGCUGUCAGCCUGCUGCUGCUGACGUUCGUCGUCACCGUCACCGCCAACCUGCUGGUGAUGGUGAUUGUGGCAGUCUCCACAGACCUGCACAAGCCCAUGUACGCCUUCGUGUGUAACCUGGUGGUGGCUGACCUCAUUGGCUGCUCGGUGAGUUUGCCCCAACAGCUUCACAUCCUCCUGACGGGCGACAACCGGAUCCCGCGCUCGUCCUGCACCGCGCAGAUGUUUUGGAUCAACGUGUUCAUUUGCAUGGAGUGUCUCACGCUGGCCAUCAUGUCCUUUGAUCGCUACGUGGCGAUUUGCCACCCGCUGCACUACCACGCCAUCGUGACCGGUAAACGGACGCUGCUCGCUAUUUUGACCGCGUGGGGCCUCGUGACGGCCGCCCUCGCGCCGCUCACGAUCCUCGUCACGUCGCUGACGCUGAAAGGCGACGGCAGACAGAUGCCGGGCAUUUUCUGCGAUUACUCGGGGUUCGUUCGUCUGUCCGUCGGUGACACGCGCGUCUACGAGACAUACAUCUUGGCCGUCGUGGUGACCCUCUACGCGUUACCGCUGUGCGUAAUCGGACACACGUACGCUAGGAUUAUCAUCGAAUGCAAGAGGACACGGUCGAGUGACUUCAAGCACAAGGCCGUCCAUACCUUGCUCACCCACUUCUUUUUGCUCUCGGUUUUCUUCGGCUCGCUGUUAAUCGCAGUGCUGGUGCCGCGACUCGUCAGGGAUUCUCAAAGCGUUCAGGCGAGAAACAUUCGCUGCGUUGCCGAGUUUGUCAGCUUCAUCCUGCCGAUCGCGAAUGUCAGUAUCUACUUCUUCAGAACCAAAGAGCUAAGAAAAGUGGCCAAGAGCCGCUUGAAGAAGAUGAUUCCCAAAGCGUUUAGCAAUCUGCGGCUUCGCAAGGUGUGGGCGACAGUGAACUAGACAUUUGUACGUGUUGUUAUAAGGCACACAAAAAUAAUAAACAUGAACGUGGUUGGAUAUACUGUGUCAUGCACAUAUUAGGAGGUUUUGUAGGGAACCUUAAAAAACAAUAAACAACUAGAAAUCGGACACCCGAAGCUUUAGUUUUAAACAGCGUACAGCGCAAUACUGCUGUUCGCUGCUGCGUCUGCACGCUGCACAGAGACAUCAAUGGGCUGUGCAGCGCCCAGUUGAGCCCUGCACUGCAUCGCGACUCCUGCAGUGUUGGAUUGUUCGUGCACUCGUUUCUCAUCCGCUUGUCCUGGUCAGGGUCGCGGCGGAAGGGUGUUGAGUAGUCGCGGUUCAGGUGUCCCAUUCCCUAGCAACAGACUCCAGCACUACUACACUAUACACUACUAUACAGUACUAUACACUACUA